Messenger RNA from Closterium sp. Naga37s-1, 669 nucleotides. The record is from the annotation of a GenBank genome assembly. NCBI's taxonomy places the organism in Eukaryota, Viridiplantae, Streptophyta, Zygnematophyceae, Desmidiales, Closteriaceae.
AUGGAGGCCGACCCGAAAGCCGGCGAAGCGGCGCCGACCGUGCAGGACUUCCCUCUGUAUCUCGGCCUCGGUAGUGGACUCACUGCCAAGCUCGGGGAACACGACUACGCCGUCCUCGUAGACCAUAGGCUAGAGUUCAACGCCCGUUGCUUGGGAUUCGGCCUCAAGUCGGUGUCGGCACAGGGUUUGGCCCGCAUCGGUCGGCCGAUGGAUCUCCUGACCAGCGCCCUCCGUCGCAGUGUGACCAGCAUGGACAAGGUGAACGUUUCGGGGUUGAAGGGGAUGCGGAAUGGGAUGAUAACAUUCGUCAAGGAGCACGUCGCUCUCAAACGGUCGGGCCAUGUCAGAGUUGCUGCCGACGCCUGUGACGACGACGGCGAGGAGGCCCCUUCGGCAUCCCAAGCAGUAGGUGUCGCCUACACCGUCCAUGAUGCGCGUGGGACUUCGAUCGGAGAGCCCGGAGGCGGCGUCGACAAGGAAGAUGAGGAGGCGGGAAGGGCGGUGACUGGGACCGCGGAGAAGCACCAAGAUGAUAAUGAGGAUCAGGAAGAGGACCAUGAGGAUCAUGAGGAGGAGGAGGAGGAGGAGGAGGAGGAGGAGGAGGAGGAGGAGGAGGAGGAGGAGGAGGAGGAGGAGGAGGAUGAGGAGGAGGAGGAGGAGGAGGAGUAG